This is a messenger RNA of Adineta steineri, 555 nucleotides long. The record is from the annotation of a GenBank genome assembly. NCBI's taxonomy places the organism in Eukaryota, Metazoa, Rotifera, Eurotatoria, Adinetida, Adinetidae.
AUGAAUUUGUUCGUGAUCACGAAAAUAUUUUUACUUGUUGCAUGCGUUAUAUUAACAAAAGCGCAACGUGAAUACGUGUAUACUCUUAAUACAACAUUUAAAAUCGAUGUUUUUAUUCCGUAUUAUUCACAGUUUACAAUGGACUUGACAACACUUGAAAAUGGUGAUGUUGCUGUUAGCAAUACAAGUUUCAUCAUAUUCAAUUUAACUAACGGAAUUCUGUCAUCUAACACUGAUGGUGCUAACUUUUAUUUGAAAAAUCAAAUUGGCUUAGAAUUUCCAUCAUAUGUACUGAAACGAGGAAAGACUCAAUCUUCAAGUGAUGUUUCUUUAUUUCGAGCGAGUCCUGAAGGAACAUGGUCUGGAAGAUUUGUUGGACCCAAUAUUACUAUGGCAGAUCAGCCUGGUGCUGAUAAUCUAUGGGUAGCUUGUAAAAAUCCAAGUGGUAUCUAUGUAAUUGGAUGGGACCCAGAUUCAACACAUCAACCACCUAAAGAAUGUGUCAAUUAUCCUAAAUAUAACCCAGGUGUUCUCUUACAUGUGAACUAUACGUAA